AUGGCCUCUGUUGACACCCAGUGGGCCAUAAAGUCCCUUCUUCAGCUCAGCCAUCAUCAUCUCCGUCACAGCGCAGCGACAGCCUUCUCGUCGCCAUCGUGUCUAGUGCUGCCAGCAUCGACGUCCUUCGGGUCUGCCGCCAAGGCGGUGCAGGUGACGGCGAUGCCGCGGCUCAUGCGAAAGUCCUGCAAUCCAUCGCAUGUAAUACUCCUCGCCAAGCGGCCGAGCGGGAUUGCAGGAGUGACCCUUAGGCAGGGCAACCGGGUAUCGUGGACUGGUCUGCCUGCCGCCGAAUCAUCGCCGGCGCCUGCCCCGUGCUCACGGAAGACUCGUCUUCUAGCUUCUUACCUCCAGCGGCGCGGCUUUGCUAUGAUACCUCCCGUGGCCACCGAAGCGCGCUCGUCGUCUCCGCAAUUUCGAUCCGUAGAGAGGCCGAUGCCACUGCUGCUGCACACAAACCAUCUGAUUGGCUGGAAGCUGAACGACGCGUCGCCGGCGUUUCCAGUGUACGCGCACACCAUUGCCGAGCUUCAACGGUUGCGCAGCAGCGACGUGGCCGCUCUGCGGCCGCAGCACUGCCUCAUCGCCAACGAGUACUGCGAGUGGGACAACUGGCGGGAAGUGCUGGGCGAGCCGGGCUGGGACCUCUUCAGCGCUGACGACGCUGCAGUCGAGCGGCUCCUGCAGGACGGCCUCCCCGUUUCCACGAUAGAGAGGGAAGCGGGGCUGUACCCGGUCGAGGUGCUCUGA
This is a messenger RNA of Leishmania braziliensis MHOM/BR/75/M2904, 750 nucleotides long. RefSeq lists its product as hypothetical. Lineage: Eukaryota; Euglenozoa; Kinetoplastea; Trypanosomatida; Trypanosomatidae. The transcript has a single exon. The coding region runs from base 1 to 750 and encodes 249 amino acids. The record is from RefSeq and is a predicted model, not a curated record.